Xyrauchen texanus (razorback sucker) is the source of this 1787-nucleotide messenger RNA. RefSeq names its product interferon-related developmental regulator 1-like. The coding region runs from base 179 to 1462 and encodes 427 amino acids. The record is from RefSeq and is a predicted model, not a curated record. NCBI's taxonomy places the organism in Eukaryota, Metazoa, Chordata, Actinopteri, Cypriniformes, Catostomidae. The transcript is spliced from 12 exons. Gene Ontology annotation, cellular component: nucleus.
CGCAGCCCUAGUUUGAGAGGGAAAAUGUUUCGUUUGCGCUCCAAGUCUUACACCGGAAUCGCUUUUAAUACCUUCCUUUUCACUGUGCCAUUGGAACACACUCAACUUAAAAUACAUUAUAGUAAAAACUGGUCGUGUAUCGGUUGAUUUUAGUUGCGGAAAUACGCGUUUAAUCAAGAUGCCACGAGGCAACAAAAGGAGCGGCAGAGCGGGACAACAGGGAAAUGUCCAGUCAUUUAGUGAUGAAGAUGCAUCCAUCGAGACCCUCAGUCACUGCAGCAGCCUCAGUGACCGAACCAGUGUGGCAGAGGAAGCUGGUGAAAUUGAAGAAACUGCUGAAGAGGACUUCCAGUAUAAACUGAAGGCGUACAUUGACAGCACUGUGGAUAAAAGUGCCAAGACCAGGCAAGGUGCCCUUGAUGGACUAAAGACUGCCAUGGCAACCAAAAUACUGUACGAGUUUAUUUCCGAGAGAAGGAUGACCAUCACAGAUGGCAUCGAGCGCUGCUUAAAAAAAGGUAAGGGGGUGGAACAAUGUGCUGCAGCCUCACUGGCAUGUCUCCUGUGCAUCCAGCUGGGUUCUGGAAUUGAGAGCGAAGAGGUUUUUAAGACCCUUAAACCUGUAUUUAAGACCAUUCUCAAUGAUGGAGCAGCUAACAUUCAGGCCAGACAAGCUUGUGCAACAAGUUUAGGCCUCUGCACUCUUGUGGCAGAAGAUGAUAUCAUGGAUGUAUCAGCCACUAUGGAGUGCUUUGAGAGCCUCUUUACCCAUUCAUACAUCAGGGAGGAUGGAAGCAGACAUUCUGUAAGCCCUCAAACCACCCAGCUCCACACCAAUUCUCUCUUGUCCUGGGCACUGUUGCUUACCAUCUGCACCGGCAGCCACAUCAGAGCCAUGGCACAAAAACAUCUGGCAAAAUUGCUGCAACUGCUGGAGAAUGAUGAUGUUAACAUGAGGAUUGCGGCUGGAGAGACCAUUGCCCUUCUGUUUGAGCUUAUCAGAGAUGUUGACCCGGAGUUUGAAUAUGAUGACUGGGAGCCAUUGUGUAAGAAGCUGAGCAAUUUGGCCACUGACUGCAAUAAACACCGAGCUAAGAGCGAUAAGAGGAAGCAAAGAUCUGUUUUCAGAGAUGUCCUCAAAGCAGUAGAGGAAGGAGAUUUUCAAUCUGAGACCAUCCGGUUUGGCACAGAGCGAAUGGUCAUUGACAGCUGGGUGAGGAAGAGGACUUACGAUGCGUUCAGAGAGUUUGUUGGCACUGGGAUGAACUACCACUUACAGGCAAACGAGUUCAUAAGGGACGUGUUUGAACUGGGACAGCCAAUGUUGAUUGAUUCUGCUGCUCUGAAAGCAAUGAAGAGUUCCAGACUGGAGAGGCACCUCUACAAUGCAGCUGCGUUCAAAGCUAGAACCAAGGCCAGGAACAAGUUUCGGGACAAAAGGAUUGACGUUGGCGAGUUCUAGGAAGUUUUUGUAAUUUAACUUCAUUUUCUUGCUCAUACACCUUUUUAUUAUUUGCAUUCCUAGCUGAAAAGUUACUAGUCUGAGUUUGUGAUUUAAAAUAUAAUAUUUGCCAACUGUGAACUCACUAAUCCUACCAACACUCUAAUUUAUGUCUAUAUUUAAGUGGUAUUGGGUUUACUAGAAUUUUGUUUUUGCCUGUGUACUUGUGGGUCUUAUGAAUUUCAUAGUAUAUUUAUGAAUCUUGUGUAUGUUAAAGUAUGGACUGUACUGUAGUGACAAGGCUGUACAUUUAAAAAUAAUAAAUAAAAUUAGAUUAAGUUGAUGU